This is a messenger RNA of Naegleria gruberi, 1119 nucleotides long. RefSeq lists its product as uncharacterized. The coding region runs from base 1 to 1119 and encodes 372 amino acids. Gene Ontology annotation, cellular component: cytoplasm. Gene Ontology annotation, biological process: protein transport. The record is from RefSeq and is a predicted model, not a curated record. Lineage: Eukaryota; Heterolobosea; Eutetramitea; Acrasida; Naegleriidae. The transcript has a single exon.
AUGUGUGAGUAUUCCGAUGAUCGACUCGUAGAUAUUAUCAAUCUUGAAAUUAAAUUACAAAAGGAAUGGUAUAGUGAUACGAUAGAGGGUGAUAUUCGUUUAGAAAUUAAAGAAAAUUGUAAUCAAGUUAUUCGUAUUAAAGAUAUUACUCUCUUUUUGCAGGGAUUAGAAAAAUUAGAGUAUCAAGUGGAGGGUCCGAACCGAUCUUUGGCUUGGAAAUCUGAUGAAAAAAAGGUACUACAAAGUGAGGUACCGAUCGCUGGAGAUGGGAAAUUAACAAAAGGUCCUCAUGUUUAUUCUUUUUCAGAAAGAUUACCAACCGAUAUUCCUGGAUCAUUCUUUGAGGAAACCACUUAUCUGGGAAAACAGAUCAAGGCUCAGAUAUCUUACUUUGCAUCAUGUGUUGUUGAACUAAGGGUGGGAAAUGAAAAAGAGUCUCAACAUGUUACAAUUCACAAACAAUUUGAAAUUUUUGAAAAAUUAGGUGAUAGAAUGGCUAACAAUUUGUUUGCAAGCAGAAAUAAUCAAUCAUGUGGAUUAUUGUGGAAAAUAUCAUCGAGAAGAAAUAUUUACUGUCGAAGAGACAAAUGCCAAUUUUAUUCAGAAGUAUUGAACGAAGGCAUCUCUUCUGUAUCAUUUAUUACUGUCAGAUUGCUGCAGAUUUUAAAGCUUAACAUGGAGAAACAAAAUACAUCAGAGAAUAUUAUGUUAGAGGUCUAUAAAAAGACCUUUAAUGGUAUCCUGCCAAAAUGUAAAGAUUUGAGAAAUAUCACAUUUGAUUUACAUCCAGAUCUUGUUGAUUAUUUCCUCUAUCCACAAACAACUUAUGGAAGUCUUAUCAGAGUAGAGUACAUGCUCCAAUUUUCACUAGAUAAUUUGAUUGAGAUCAAUAUUCCAAUAGAGGUUUUAUUCAAGCAAGACAUUCCAGUAAGACCUUUAUCUAGAAACACAAUAUCAUUGACUGAUCAUGAAAAGUCCAAUAGAAGAAAAUCAAAGAGCUACUACGGAGAGCUUGAAGAUUAUGAGGAAUCUGUCGUGUUAAAUGAUCCAAAAGAUCAAGAUAAUUAUCACGAAGUAAUUUCAUUAGAGAAAAAUACUGGCUGUUGUACUAUUCAAUAG